This is a messenger RNA of Parascedosporium putredinis, 1242 nucleotides long. Lineage: Eukaryota; Fungi; Ascomycota; Sordariomycetes; Microascales; Microascaceae. The record is from the annotation of a GenBank genome assembly.
AUGAGGCACUGCAUUACCCGGAUACAACCGUCUGACAUUACCAUCCGGCCGGUCAGCGAAGUAUUAUCCGGUGCCUGUGUGGAGCCCUGUGAGCUCCGCGGCAAGCGCGCCAACCUCCCACGAGAGAACGACACGCCCAGCGGCCCUAGCGUCGAGGAAAUCUGCAGCGCCACCUACGACGAUCCCGCGCAAGUCUGGAAGACCACCGGCGCCGGCGCCUACCUCAACGCGUUCAUCACCAAGCACACCGCCGACAACUGGACGUGUCGCGCAUCCAACCCGCCCCAGGUCUUCCACGUCUGGAACGCCAUCACCAUCGCCCACAGGAUGAUGAAUGCCAUGCGCGAAGGCCUCCAGGACUUUGUCCUCGUGGAAAGCUUAAACGUGGACCAGAUCGUGGCCGACUUUGGGCCGCCCCAGACACCCAACCUGGACGGCAUCCUCGGCGGCGCGUUUACCAUCGCGGCCGACAUCAAGAAGCAGCUGGCGGCCGCCUUCACCAGCGCCAACGAGCAUCUUGCGGGUUUGACCAGGGUUAUCUUUGGUGGCUCUGGCGUCGAUUCGCUCCCGGGAGCUGCCGCCUUCAAAGCACUUGAGGCUGUCGCCAAGGCUAUCGAGGCCAUCACGGGGUCCGACAAGCCCACCAACCCCGACAUCGUCCCAGUUACCAACCCCAUCUCCUCGUUCUUCGCAAAUGGAAAAUUCCUCAUCAAGGUUACCUCAACUGGGAGCAUUGAUACGAUGGUGAAGAACAUCCGACAACGACUUGCCAUGACUGCUCUCCAGGUUUCCGGUCACUUUAUCUUUGUCGACCAUGGUCUCGGUGCACGAUGGAUCGACAACGAAUGCUUCCAAAUCUACACAUUCAAUCCGGCAUCCGGGAACAACGGCCGCGCACACAUCAGUCGCAUCGACGGGGCCAAGAUUGGCAAGUUCGACGACGGCCAAUCCAACUACAACCUCAGGGUAGAGGAAGUCUACAACAACGCCAACGACUGCUUCAACAAGCAUCCCAACUACGACGGCGACGUGAACCCUGCCCCUGCGCUCCUGACACGAGGAGACUCGGAUGUGGCGUACCCAGAGUGCUUCUUCCCCUUGCCCGUCAUCAAGGCACCGGGUACCCCGUGCAAGCUCGAGGAUAGCCAAAUGGAGAAGUUGCCAGAGGUCCUGCGAAUCACGCCUGACAAUUGCUCGGAUAGGAUUCAAAUUUGCUUCCCUCCUGGACCAUGCCCCGCGUAG